UUAGUGUGUGCAACCAAAACAGAUCACAAUACGAAGUUCAACAUGGAUUUGAUGGACUUUUUCAAUCCUAGCAAAAAGACAGUGCGAAGGCCCAUCAUUGCUGGUGGGCGAGUGAAUACACAUAUUGAGAAAGAAGAGGAAAGUCGCCCCACGCCGGAGGAUAAUUACAGCUACGCUGAAAAGCAUCAGGAACAUGAGAUGCGUCUAAUGCGACAUGUCAAAGAUGAAGAAACGUUCAUGAAUUGCGAUGGCGAUGAUGAUGCUGAGGAUGGCGUCCAGUCAGAAGAUGAAUCAAUGGCUGGGGCCGAAGGAGGCGCCUUUGGUGGACGACAAAAUGACGAUUUGUACCAAAGAUAUAAUUUUGAAACAAAGAUCACCCCGCGUCUCCCGAUCGCAAAGCACCGCACUGAGAUAAUGAAGACACUGGAGCAGAAUGACGUGGUCGUGAUUGAGGGGGCGACGGGAUGCGGAAAGACUACGCAAGUGCCGCAAUACAUUAUGGAAGAUGCCUUUGCGAAGAAGAAGUACUUCAACAUUGUCGUGACGCAGCCAAGGCGUCUGGCGGCUCUGAGUGUGGCCAAGAGAGUUGCUCAGGAGCGCCAGUGGGAGUUGGGUGAAGUGGUGGGCUAUCAGAUUGGGAGGAAGCGCGAGUGUAGCGAGGACACGAGGAUCAAUUACUGCACAACUGGUGUACUGCUGGAGAAAGUGGUGAAGUCGCAAUCUCUGGCCGAAUAUACGCACAUAAUACUGGAUGAGGUGCACGAGAGGGACAUCAACAUGGACUUCCUUUUGAUUGUCCUGCGAAAGUUCUUCUAUCGUAGCGCCAGCAACGUGAAGAUCAUCAUGAUGUCGGCGACAAUCAAGUCGGAGAAGUUUGCGAGUUACUUCACUGUGGACAAGUCAAUUCCGGUGAUUGAUCUCCAUCAGGCAUCACCCUAUGUGGUCAGGGAGUACUACAUUGAUGAUAUCAAGAAGCUCGGCUUUGAGGGCGAUAUCGUGUCGGACACUCCAGAUAUAUCACCCCAAAUGUACACACUGGCUGCUAAGCUGGUUCUCGCGUGUGAUAAGAUUGAAAAAAGGGAGGCGCAAGAGGCUCAGGAGGAUGAAAACUCUCCCGCAAAAUCAGACACGAGCAGAAGUAUUCUCAUGUUCUUGCCGGGAAUUAACGAAAUUAACCAAAUGCAUAUGGAGUUGGAGAAGUUCUCCAUACAAAAUCAGGGGCUGAAGUGUGAAAUCAUUCCGCUGCACUCAUCCUUGACACAUGAGGAGCAGCAGAGGGCGUUCAAGAACUAUCCUAACAGUACACGCAAAGUCAUCUUGUCCACCAACAUUGCCGAGAGUUCAAUCACAGUGCCGGAUGUGAAGUAUGUGAUUGAUUUCUGCCUGACGAAGAGCCUGCGUGUGGACAGCGCCACGAACUUCUCCACGCUGCAACUCGAGUGGGCGUCUCUGGACAAUUGUCGUCAGCGAUCAGGACGAGCGGGAAGAGUGAUGGACGGAAGGGUGUAUCGAAUGGUGACGAAGAGUUUCUACAGAAACCAACUUCCGAAGCAUAUUACACCGGAGAUGCAGCGCCAAUCGCUGGAAAUAGUUGUGCUGAAAUCUAAGCUGAUCGAAAUGGGACCUCCGGAGACUGUCUUAGCGCUGGCGAUGGAUCCUCCGUUCAAGGCCAAUGUGCACAAUGCAAUUCUGGUUCUGAAGGAGCUUGGAGCGCUCCUAGACACUGUGGAUGGGGAGUUUAAGGUCAAUGAUGGCGAUAUGACAUAUUUGGGAAAAGUUAUGGCCAACUUGCCGGUGGAUAUUCGCGUGUCUCGACUGAUAAUGCUGAGUUAUGCAUUCAGUGUGCUUGAAGAUGCGAUCAUCAUUGGAGCGGCAAUAAGUGUUCAGGGUGUUUUCUCAGAGAGCUACAAGGAGCAAAUGAAGACGUACUCUUCUAAGUUGGCAUGGGCAAAUGGCACUGGAAGCGACCUAAUCGCUCUGCUGAAUGUGUACAAAGUGUACACGGAGAGGAUCAGGCAGAAUCAGCGGCGAUAUGAGGAUAUAUGGGCAAAGCGAUCCGGUGUGCAGAUCAGGAUGCUCCGCGAGGUGGUUGAAUUGGUGCAAGAGUUGACCUACAGGUUGUCAUUCUUUAACAUUCAGCCUAUUCCUGUUCCAUUUGGCGUGAUUAUGAAUGACUACGAGCGAUGCAUCAUCCUUAAGGUGGCCUUUGCCGGGGCCUUUUAUCCCAACUAUGCAGUUUAUGGCAACAUGGAUGGCGACAGAGAGAGAGAAACCUUCCGACUCACCAAUGGACGUGAUCCCAGGAACACAGUGAUAAUGUCUGGGCUGCCCAGCAAACAUGUUGGUCAGCUGUACAGGAAGACCAUCAGGGAUAUAUUCUCUUCAUUUGUGGAGCACUCAACAAAGAUCGAGGUGAAUUUUGAUCACUCAGAGCGAGUUUAUAUCUCAUUCUACCCCAGUCGCAGUAUUGUGGACUCCCAGCUGGCCUCCUCAGUGCUCGAUCACAACAUGGACAGCGAUGUGUCCGGAAAUGUGCUCCUGGAGGUGUACAAAGCGAUAAAGUUUGGCCAGAUAAGACGUGCCCACAAGAUAAAUGUCUUGAAUGCGGGCAAUGCCGAACAGUAUGCGGUCAAGCACGGCGCAGGAGAGCUGAUCGUCGGGGAUUUUCACUGGAAGAAGAAUGAGGAGAUGCGUCGUGAAUACGUGGUGUAUCCCAGGAAGAACAACAUCUCUGGCACCAUCACUCAUAUCGUGCAUCUGCACAAGUUCUAUGUGAUACCUAUUGAGCAGGUGUCCUACGAGGAGCACAUUCGCACACUUCUCAACACCAAGGCGAAUCUCCAGCCUAUACUGAGGGACAACAUGAAAGUGGGCAUGAUGGUUGCCGCUAUGCGCAAGUUUGAUGAGUCUGGAUACUUCUGUCGCGGUCGCAUUCUUGCCAAUGAUGAAACCACUCAGCAUCUGACGAUCUUUUUCAUUGACUUCGGGAAUACAGACAAUGUUCUCCUUACUGGCAUUCGUGGGAUCAGGCCGGGCAUUUAUAUCAAUGAAUGCCCACUUGAGCAACUGCCGCCACGCACUCUGGAGUGUAGACUGGCUUGCAUUGCCCCCACAGCAAUCAGUUCAGUGCGUGGUCGAUGGACUCUGGAAACUGUGAAGAAGUUCAGCAGCAAGAUCAGGAUACCUUCUCAAGUGACGAUGGAUGUUUAUGCAUUUCUGGACGGAGUGGCUUAUGUGACUCUCAUGUACAAUCAAGAGAACAUGAAUGAAUGGGCGGUUGUGAAGAAACUGGCGCAGUAUUCUGAUGAGAACUACAUGGCCAAGUUUGAUCAUGAUCGCCGAAUGACGUGUGAGAAAUUGAAGCACGAAUACAUUUUGGAUGACGUUCAGAUUGAAUUUAUGGUGAAGCCUGAGGAAGUGGAGAUUGCCGCACCGCCAGAGAACAUUUGUGACAAGGAAUUGUCACUCAGGGGCCCAACAAGUCCUCUGGCGGCACUUCUGUUCUCCCUGACGAAGACUGCUAGCAAAAAGAUGUGCAAAAUCGAGAGAAACUCCGUGAACUGUGUGCUGCUGGAUAGUGACUUCCAGGACUACCAUCAGAAAAUGGUGGUUGCGACUCACUUGAAUAAUACAACGAGUGGCAAUUUGUGUAUGUACAACACAACGCUUAUGCCCAACAUUCCAGGGAUUUUGCCUCUGAUGGCGUUGAUAUUUUGCCCGAAGGCUGAAUUCUUUCGCAAUGCGGACAAUUCACGCUUCAUCUCGAUAUUGACUGGUUUGGGAACGCUGCCAGGAUCAAAGGUUCCAAUGUUCGAGGAGCACGACUUGCAAAUUCCAUUGGAUGUGAAGAUUGAUCAUGAUGACAUUGAGUGCAUCAAUCAAUUGAGGUAUUCAAUGAGUAGUCUUCUUCUGCUCCGCACUGGCCAGGAUGUGCCUCAAUUGGACAAUAACGUACGCUACCAAUUGCUGCAUAAAAUCAAAGAAUUGAUUCUCAGUAUUGUGACGCGCCCUCGCCCGCUAUGCGAGAAGAAAUACCCACUAAAGCCGUAUGUAUGGAAUCAGUGUGAUGUGAAGCUGACAGAAUUGCUGGAAGUGAAAGAUCUGCACAAUGGGAAGUCUAUCUUUCCAUUCUUGACAUCGCUUAAAUUGGAUCCCGUGGCAGAUAAGCAGCUGAAGGAUCGCCUGAGGAAAGCUUGCUCGGAGUUGUACGAUUGUGCAACAAAAAAUCUCGUUGUCAAAGGAGUGCAGUGCGUUCUGUGCGAUACUUACCUCCAUGACACCUCUCAGCUGCGUCUGCACUUCUUAACGAAGCUCCAUCAAGAUCGCGAAAGGGAGAUUGAUUUCGUGCCACAAAAGUCUGAAAUUUAAGUCCUUUUUACUUGUUUCUCUUUAUAUUUGUUUUUCUUUUCGUUACAUUUUUCAAUAAUGAAGUUUAUUUUCUAUUACGAUCAGCCAUGAAGGCAGAAUUUAAUACGUUACCAAUAAAUAUGAUGAAAUAUGAAAAAUAAAUUGGACACUUUAC
This is a messenger RNA of Phlebotomus argentipes, 4522 nucleotides long. RefSeq names its product probable ATP-dependent RNA helicase spindle-E (gene spn-E). Gene Ontology annotation, molecular function: ATP binding; RNA binding. Gene Ontology annotation, cellular component: intracellular anatomical structure. The transcript is spliced from 6 exons. NCBI's taxonomy places the organism in Eukaryota, Metazoa, Arthropoda, Insecta, Diptera, Psychodidae. The coding region runs from base 43 to 4368 and encodes 1441 amino acids. The record is from RefSeq and is a predicted model, not a curated record.